AUGACGGAUCACGAGAACUCGAGCAUCAGACACAAUGACCACUUGCUCUUGGACCAACCUCUUCUACGCCUCCCCAACGAGCUGCUACGCAAAAACUUCCGAGCCGCACACUUCGCCAUCGAAAAGGACACCUCGACGCUCAAAACGCUCCUCAAAGACUCCGCGACCUCAGCCAUCUCCGGCCGGGCCUCGCAGCAAGAUGUGCUCAAGAACCUGGACGCCAUGAUUAGCCGCAUGCGUGGCGUGAAGCGCAAGCUGGGCGCCUACGCCGAGGAGGAAGGCCGGCUGCACACCCAGACCGCGGCGCGGAUACAGCACCUGGAUGAGCUUUAUACGAUGCACAGCAUAGAAGACGUCAAGUACGAGGCUUGGAGUAGGAAGAGGCUGGAUCGGCUGCUGGCGGAUUACCUGCUGCGGCAUGGGUACAACAAUAGUGCAAAGGAGCUGGCGAGCGAGAAGAACAUGGAGAACCUGGUGGAUGUCGACACUUUUGUUAGCAUGAGCCAGAUUCGGGAGGCGUUGCUGAAUGGGAGCGUUACUGAGGCGUUGGCUUGGUGUACGGAGAACAAGAAGGAGCUUCGAAAGAUGGAGGUGCCUAACCUAUACUCUCACUCACAGAGCAAGCUUGAAUUCAUGCUUCGCUUACAGCAGUACGUUGAGCUCAUCCGGACUCAGUCGCAGCCGAAACUCGUCGAGGCCAUUGCCCACGCCAAGAAAUAUCUCAUGCCUUACUGGGGCACGUACCCCAAGGAAGUCAAACAGGCAUGCGGCCUCCUGGCCAUCCCCCCGGAUAGUUCAUACGGCAUCUACAGCGAUUUAUACAAAAACUCUCGCUGGAACGAGCUCGCCGAUCUAUUCACCACCACCCACAACAGCCUCCUAUCUCUACCAUCCGUGCCGUUGCUCCACGUUGCCUUGUCAUCAGGACUAUCGGCCCUCAAAACGCCAGCCUGCCAUUCCUCCCACGACGCUGACGUCUACAGCGAUACGGGCUCUUCUUCCGCGCUGGGCCAUGGCGUCUGCCCAAUCUGCUCCACCGAGCUCAACGACCUAGCUCGCAACGUCCCCUACGCACACCAUACCAAGAGUCACGUCGAGCAUGACCUGUUCUUGCUACCGAACGGCAGGGUGUACGGAAAGGAGCGCUUGGAUGAUUACUCCAGAAAGUCGGGCUUGUCUCCUGAUGAGGUCAAGGACCCGGUGACUGGGCAGACGUACCCGGUGGAUCUGCUCAAGAAGGUGUUUAUCACCUAAAGAAAAAGGCCUUCAGACGUUGUUUUUAUUGGGUGUGAAAUUACGCAAGUAUCAGUUUUGGUCUAUGCAAGAUUUUCUUUACACGAUAGCUUUUACUCUGGAAUUGGGACAUGGAUUCGUUUGGCUUUAUGGAGCAGUCUGGUUUGGUAUUUUUUUCAUAUCAAGGGUAUCAAUAAUUUCGUGGGACUUUUGGAAUUCUUGGUGUUAUUGUCUUCUCCUAACCGUUAGCCCUAGCUUUGCUUUUAAAAUCUGGAUAUUGAACAGCCGUACACAUUCUUUAAAACUCCUCAUUAAUUUGCAUUGUGAACAUGUAUUGAACUCCAUCCAAAGAACCCUCUCGUACAAGAUACGAAUCACACACGUCAAGUAAGAAGAAUGAAGACAAAAACAAAGCUUGUAGAGCUACAGCCUCAUUUAACGCAUACAUAAAAAAGUUUGCCUUGUAAAUGACAGUUUGCU
Molecule: messenger RNA, 1713 nt
Organism: Trichoderma atroviride IMI 206040
Lineage: Eukaryota; Fungi; Ascomycota; Sordariomycetes; Hypocreales; Hypocreaceae
Source: RefSeq, a predicted model, not a curated record